Gadus morhua (Atlantic cod) is the source of this 6917-nucleotide messenger RNA. RefSeq names its product myosin-9. Lineage: Eukaryota; Metazoa; Chordata; Actinopteri; Gadiformes; Gadidae. The record is from RefSeq and is a predicted model, not a curated record. Gene Ontology annotation, molecular function: microfilament motor activity; ATP binding; actin filament binding. The transcript has 43 exons. The coding region runs from base 248 to 6133 and encodes 1961 amino acids. Gene Ontology annotation, cellular component: cytoplasm; myosin filament; myosin II complex.
UCGAGCCUACCAUCCUCGCCGAGUGUAACGCCUGUACAGCUCGACCGCAUGAAACAAACACGGACACACACAGGCAGCUCGGAGGAAUCCUUAAGAUAGACAGAGAACGAGUCGGAGAGAUCCAUGCGUUGAGUCGCUUGUGUUGUGUGACAUUCAAAGCGUGGUGGUGCAGGGCUUCUUAACAACACUGACGCAAAACCGAGCGGCCGACUUCCCUCGCAGUGCUUGACGCUGAACACAAGCCACCAUGACGGAUGCAAACAAGUUCCUGUAUGGGGAGCGCGGCGCGGACAACGACCCCAUGGCCCAGGCCGACUGGUCCACCAAGAAGCUGGUGUGGGUGCCGGCGGAGAAGAGCGGCUUCGAGGCGGGCUCGCUGAAGGAGGAGAGCGGGGAUGAGUGUGUGGUGGAGCUGUGCGACUCGGGCAGGAAGAUCAAAGUGAACAAGGACGACAUCCAGAAGAUGAAUCCGCCCAAGUUCAGCAAGGUGGAGGACAUGGCGGAGCUCACCUGCCUCAACGAAGCCUCAGUGCUCCACAACCUGAAGGAGAGAUACUACUCUGGACUCAUCUACACGUACUCGGGUCUGUUCUGCGUGGUCAUCAACCCCUACAAGUACCUUCCCAUCUACACAGAGGACAUCGUGGACAUGUACAAGGGCAAGAAGAGGCACGAGAUGCCCCCCCACAUCUAUGCCAUCACGGACACCUCCUACAGGAGCAUGAUGCAGGAUCGGGAGGAUCAGUCCAUCCUUUGCACAGGGGAGUCUGGCGCGGGAAAGACGGAGAACACAAAGAAAGUGAUCCAGUAUCUGGCCCACGUCGCCUCGUCCUUCAAGUCCAAGCGAGACCAGGGCAGCGCAGUUCUGUCACAAGGGGAGCUGGAGAAACAGCUGCUGAGGGCCAACCCAAUCCUGGAGGCCUUCGGCAACGCCAAGACGGUCAAGAAUGAUAACUCCUCGAGAUUUGGGAAAUUCAUCCGGAUCAACUUUGACGUCAACGGAUACAUCGUUGGAGCCAACAUCGAGACUUACCUGCUGGAGAAGUCUCGGGCCAUCCGUCAGGCUAAAGAGGAGAGGAGCUUCCACAUCUUCUACUAUAUGCUGACCGGAGCCGGGGAUAAGCUGCGCACCGAGUUAUGUCUGGAGGACUACAGCAAGUACCGCUUCCUGUCCAACGGGAACUCAACCAUCCCAGGCCAGCAGGACCAGGACCUGUUCAACGAGACCAUGGAGGCCUUCGAGAUCAUGAGCGUCCCGGAGGAGGAGCGAACAGGCCUGAUGAAGGUGAUCUCUGCUGUGCUCCAGCUGGGGAACAUGAGCUUCAAGAAGGAACGUCACUCUGACCAGGCCUCCAUGCCUGAUGAUACCGCGGCCCAGAAGGUCUGUCACCUGCUGGGGAUGAACGUGACUGACUUCACGCGGGCCAUCCUGUCCCCCAGAAUCAAGGUGGGACGGGACUACGUGCAGAAGGCUCAGACCCAGGAGCAGGCGGAGUUUGCGGUGGAGGCGCUGGCUAAGGCGUCCUACGAGAGGAUGUUCCGCUGGCUGGUGAUGAGGAUCAACAAGGCCCUGGACAAGACCAAGAGGCAGGGGGCCUCCUUCAUCGGCAUCCUGGACAUCGCCGGCUUCGAGAUCUUCGAGCUGAACUCUUUUGAGCAGCUGUGCAUCAACUACACCAACGAGAAGCUGCAGCAGCUCUUCAACCACACCAUGUUCGUCCUGGAGCAGGAGGAGUACCAGCGGGAGGGCAUUGAGUGGAGCUUCAUCGACUUUGGCCUGGACCUGCAGCCCUGCAUCGACCUCAUCGAGAGAUCGACUGGGCCCCCGGGGGUGCUGGCCCUGCUGGACGAGGAGUGCUGGUUCCCCAAGGCCACGGACAAGAGCUUCGUGGAGAAGGUGGUCCAGGAGCAGGGUGGCAGCCCCAAGUUCCAGAAGCCCAAGAAGCUGAAGGACAACGUGGACUUCUGCAUCAUCCACUAUGCCGGGAAGGUUGACUACAAGGCGGACGAGUGGCUGAUGAAGAACAUGGACCCUCUGAAUGAGUGUGUGGCCUCGCUGCUCAACCAGUCAACGGACAAAUUCAUCGCCGACCUCUGGAGGGACGUGGACCGCAUCGUGGGCCUGGACAAGGUGGCGGGCAUGUCGGACUCCAUGCACGGAGCCUUCAAGACCCGCAAGGGCAUGUUCCGCACGGUGGGCCAGCUGUACAAAGAGCAACUCUCCAACCUCAUGACCACCCUGAGGAACACCAACCCCAACUUCGUCCGCUGCAUCAUCCCCAACCACGAGAAGAAGGCUGGUAAGCUGGAGCCCCACCUGGUCCUGGACCAGCUCCGGUGUAACGGGGUUCUGGAGGGGAUCCGCAUCUGCAGACAGGGCUUCCCCAACCGCAUCGUCUUCCAGGAGUUCAGGCAGAGGUAUGAGAUCCUCACUCCCAACUCCAUCCCCAAAGGCUUCAUGGAUGGGAAGCAGGCGUGUGUUCUCAUGAUCAAAGCCCUGGAGCUGGACCCUAACCUGUACCGGAUCGGGCAGAGCAAGGUGUUCUUCCGGGCCGGAGUGCUGGCCCACCUGGAGGAGGAGCGGGACAUCAAGGUCACCGACGUCAUCAUCAACUUCCAGGCCUGGUGCCGUGGCUACGUGGCUCGCAAAGCGUUCACCAAGCGGCAGCAGCAGCUGACUGCCAUGAAGGUCAUCCAGAGGAACUGUGUGGCCUACCUGAAGCUGAGGAACUGGCAGUGGUGGAGGCUCUUCACCAAGGUGAAGCCCCUGCUGCAGGUGAGCCGGCAGGAGGAGGAGAUGCUGGCGAAGGACGAGGAGCUGGAGCAGGUGAAGCAGAGGCAGCUGGAGGCCCAGCAGCUGCUCCAGAGCUUUGAGUCCAAGCAGCAGCAGAUGAGCUCGGAGAAGCAGGCCCUUCAGGAGCAGCUGCAGGCGGAGAUCGAGCUGUGCGCCGAGGCGGAGGAGAUGCGCUCCCGCCUCGCCGCCCGCAAGACGGAGCUGGAGGACAUCCUGCACGACCUGGAGUCCCGCCUCGAGGAGGAGGAGGAGCGCGUCACGCAGAUGAGCAGCGAGAGGAAAAAGAUGCAGACCAACAUCACGGAGCUGGAGCAGCAGCUGGAUGAGGAAGAGGGCGCCAGGCAGAAGCUCCAGCUGGAGAAGUUGACCACGGACGCCAAGCUAAAGAAGAUCGAGGAGGAAGUCAUGAUGAUCGAGGACCAGAACAACAAACUCAACAAGGAGAAGAAGCAUCUGGAGGAGCGGAUCUCCGAGUUCACCACCAACCUGGCGGAGGAGGAGGAGAAGUCCAAGAGCUUGCAGAAGCUCAAGAACAAACAUGAAGCCAUGAUCACCGACCUGGAGGACCGCCUGAGGAAGGAGGAGAAGACGAGGCAGGAGCUGGAGAAGGGCCGUCGGAAGCUGGAGGGGGACUCCACCGAUCUCCACGACCAGAUCGCAGACCUCCAGGCUCAGAUCGCCGACCUCAAAGCCCAGCUGGCCAAGAAGGAGGAGGAGCUUCUGGCUGCCCUCGCCAGGAUCGAGCAAGAGGCCUCAGCCAAGAACCUGGCCCAGAAGAAUAUCCGAGAGCUGGAGGCGCAGAUCUCUGAGCUGCAGGAGGACCUGGAGCUGGAGAGGCAGGCCCGCGCCAAGGCGGAGAAGUACCGCCGGGACCUGGGAGAGGAGCUGGAGGCGCUGAAGACGGAGCUGGAGGACACGCUGGACUCCACCGCCGCCCAGCAGGAGCUCAGAUCUAAGCGUGAGACUGAGGUCUCUCAACUGAAGAAGACACUGGAUGAUGAGGCGAAGGUCUACGAGCAGCAAAUGGGCGAGAUGAGACAAAAACACAACCAGGCCUUUGAUGAGCUCAACGAACAGCUGGAACAGGCCAAGAGGAACAAGGCAUCAGUGGAGAAGACCAAGCAGGCACUGGAGAGUGAGUGGAACGAGCUGCAGAUCGAGAUGAAGACGCUGACCCAGAGCAAGAGCGACUCUGAGAGUCGCAGGAAGAAGGCCGAGUCCCAGCUGCAGGAGCUGCUGGUCAAGCACGGGGAGAGCGAGCGGCAGAGGACCGAGCUGGCCGAGAAGAUGACCAAGAUGCAGUCCGAGCUGGAUAACGUCAGCAGUCUGCUGAGUGCGGCGGAGAGCAACGGCAUCAAGGCCAGCAAAGACUGCUCCUUUGUGGAGUCCACACUGGCGGAUACACAGGAGCUGCUUCAAGAGGAGACCAGGCAGAAGCUGGCGGUGAACACACGGCUGCGCCAGCUGGAGGAUGAGCAGCACAACCUGCGGGAGAUGCUGGAGGAGGAGGAGGAGAGCAAGAGGAGCGUGGAGAAGCAGGUGGCCACCCUCCAGACCCAGCUGGCAGACAUGAAGAAGAAGAUGGAGCAGGAGGCGCUGACCCUGGAUGGCUCCGAGGAGGGCCGUAAGCGGGUGCAGCGGGAGCUGGAGGCGGUGGUGCAGCAGCUCGAGGAGAGGAGCUCUGCCUACGACAAGCUGGACAAGACCAAGACCCGAGUGCAGCAGGAGCUGGACGACCUCAUGGUGGACCAGGACCACCUCCGGCAGAUCGUCUCCAACCUGGAGAAGAAGCAGAAGAAGUUUGACCAGAUGCUGGCGGAGGAGAAGACCACCUCCACCAAGUACGCCGAGGAGCGGGACCGGGCCGAGGCGGAGGCCCGGGAGAAGGAGACCCGCGCCCUGGCCCUGACCCGCGAGCUGGAGGCCAUGGCGGGCCUGAAGGACGAGCUGGACCGCACCAACAAGACGCUCAGGGCCGAGAUGGAUGACCUGGUCUCCUCCAAGGACGACGUCGGCAAGAGUGUCCACGAGCUGGAGCGGGCGAAGCGCGGCAUGGACCAGCAGGUGGAGGAGAUGCGGGUGCAGCUGGAGGAGCUGGAGGACGAGCUGCAGGCCACGGAGGACGCUAAGCUGCGCCUGGAGGUCAACAUGCAGGCCAUGAAGGCCCAGUUCGACCGCGACCUGCUGGCCCGCGACGAGCAGGGGGAGGAGAAGAAGAGGGCCCUGGUCAAGCAGGUGCGUGAGAUGGAGUUGGAGCUGGAGGAGGAGCGCCGCCAGCGCUCCCAGGCCAUGUCGGGCCGCAAGAAGCUGGAGCUGGACCUGGCCGAGCUGGCGGCUCAGAUAGACGCUGCCAACAAGGCCCGCGAUGAAGCCCUCAGGCACCUGAAGAAGCUCCAGGCGCUGAUGAAGGAGCAGAUGCGCGAGACGGAUGAGCUGCGCGUGUCCCGGGACGAGGCCCUGAACGAGGCCAAGGAGAACGAGAAGAAGAUGAAGACCAUGGAGGCCGACGCCAUGCAGUACCAGGAGGACGUGGCGUCUGCAGAGAGGACCAAGAGACAGGCCCAGACGGAGCGAGAUGAGCUUCAGGAGGAGAUGAGCCUCUUAAACACCAAGCUGUCUCUGGCUGCGGAUGAGAAGCGGAGGCAGGACGCUCGUAUCGCCCAGCUGGAGGAGGAGCUGGAGGAGGAACAGGUCAACACGGAGAUGGUCAACGACCGGCUGAAGAGGACCGGGCUGCAGAACGACCAGCUGACGACCGAGGUGUCCACGGAGCGCAGCGCGGCCCAACGCCUGGAGGGGGUCCGCAUCCAGCUGGAGCGGCAGAACAAGGAGCUGAAGCUGAAGCUCGGGGAGAUGGAGGGGACUGUCAAGAGCAAGUACAAGGCCGCCAUCGCGGCUCUGGAGGCCAAGAUCUUGCAGGUGGAGGAGCAGCUGGACGUGGAGUCAAAGGAGCGGCAGCAGGCCUCCAGACAGGUCCGCAGGACGGAGAAGAAGCUGAAGGAAGUGCUGCUUCAGGUGGAGGACGAGAAGCGCAACACAGACCAGUACAAAGACCAGGCCGACAAGCUCAACACUCGCAUGCGGCAGCUGAAGCGCCAGCUGGAGGAGGCUGAGGAGGAGGUGACCCGAGCCAACGCCAACCGCAGGAAGCUGCAGAGAGACCUGGACGACGUCAGCGAGUCGGCCGACUCCAUGACCCGGGAGGUCAGCACCCUGAGGGGCAAGCUCAGACGUGGGGACCUGCCCUACAACCUAAACCGCCUGAUCGGUCGCACCGGCGGGGAAAGCGAUGAGGAGGGAGACGUGCAGAGCGAAUCAUCCGAGCCCCAGUUACCCUGAGGGUCUACACUGAGGACCAACCUACGCGUUGGGAUUCAUAGUCAACAUUUUUAACAAAAUUGCUUUUAUGAAAUUAUCUAGCCAUUGGUAUCCCUUUAAAUACUACAGCCUUGAAUUAUCUUCUUCUUUUUUUUUUGUUAUUAAUGCGUGUCUCUCUGCCAAAUAUCUUCCCUUCACCGUCCGAAUGAAAGAUAUAUUGUUUCCACAACGCUUCACCUUAUAUAAAAUACACUUUAUUGCUUUGUUUCUACUUGAUGGAAAGAGAUUGAAAUUGUAUUGGUAUAUUAGUAAUCCUGCUACUAUUUUAACAAGCCAUAUGAGUUUAUAAAGAUGGGUCAAAUGCUGUUAAAGCCACUGUUAAUCACUGUUUUGUUUUGCACAUAAUGAUCUGGGUGCUUCGACACAGUAAGAUACUAGAUCACGUUUAGUAACAUUGUUGAAAUCACAGUCAAACCUAACGAGUUGCACAGAUUCUAGGACAUGAUCACAAUUGGUGUAGUUUCAAUCAAACACAGCUAGUAGUUUAGGGCUGAUGAGCUUGUCAAUCAUUCAUUUCAAUUGGUCAUCUUUGGUGGUGGGUUAUGUAUUAUGGCUUACUUUGCUUCUGUAUGAACUUUUAGCAUUGCAGUCAAGAUUUCCUUAUGGCACAAAAUGAUGUUCACUGCUGUUGAAUACCACAUGUUCAGGACGAUCACUGAUCCACUGUUCAUUUCCAAUGCCAUUUAAUGCAAAUUUCCAAUUUGAUCAAUGCUAAGGGAAAUAAAUCGAUUUAAAGUAUACUCAA